Brassica rapa (field mustard) is the source of this 655-nucleotide messenger RNA. RefSeq names its product peptidyl-prolyl cis-trans isomerase FKBP18, chloroplastic. Lineage: Eukaryota; Viridiplantae; Streptophyta; Magnoliopsida; Brassicales; Brassicaceae. Gene Ontology annotation, molecular function: peptidyl-prolyl cis-trans isomerase activity. Gene Ontology annotation, cellular component: chloroplast thylakoid lumen. The record is from RefSeq and is a predicted model, not a curated record.
AUGAAUAUCCCUCUCGAAGAGUAUUCCACCAGCGCUGAAGGGUUGAAGUUCUAUGACAUUGAGGAAGGCAAAGGUCCUGUAGCUACACAAGGUUCAACUGCUCAGGUGAAUUUUGAUUGCCGUUACAGAAGCAUCACUGCAAUCUCCACCAGAGAGUCAAAGCUUUUGGCUGGGAACCCUAGUAUCCCUCAGCCUUACGAGUUCAAGGUGAGAUCUACACCAGGAAAGGAAAGGAAACUUGAGUUUGUAGAUAAUCCAAACGGGUUGUUCUCUGCACAAGCUGCACCAAAAUAAAUCUUACACUGAAACCAUGUUACCACAAUUUUAAAAUCAAUAUAUAAAAAUAUUAAAAUUUAGUGAAAUAUAUAUAUAAAUAUACACUAGUAUACAUAUUUUAAUUAUGAAUUUGUUUCCUCUUUAGCAUAUGAUAUGUUUCCAAAAAAGGUAAAUAUCAAAACGGCAGCGUUCUUCAGCCUUACGAGGUCGAGUAUAUUCUGGCCUCUUAACAAAAGAGCAAAAGAUUUGCUUCUGAUGGUCAUAAAUCAAAGAUCAUGCAUAAACAACCACAACGACCAAGAAUGGAAAUAUCAACAGUAGAUGAAUAGACUAAAUAUCACACUUUGUACACAUAGUAUGGUCUGUGUUCAACAAAAAA